AUGGCGAAGGAACGUUCCGGUCUCAUUCUCGGCUUGAAUAAGGGUCACAAAACCACCCCUAUCGAGACCAAGGCCCGCAUCAGCCGCAGCAAGGGCCGUCUCUCUCGCCGCACCGCCUUUGUCCGCGAAAUCGUCAAGGAGGUCGCCGGUCUCGCCCCAUAUGAGCGCCGUGUCGUCGAAUUGUUGAGAAACUCCCAGGACAAGCGUGCCCGCAAGCUCGCCAAGAAGAGGCUCGGCACAAUCGGCCGCGCCAAGGCCAAGGUCGACGAGAUGCAAAAGGUCAUCGCCGAAGCCAGACGGGCUGGUCACUAA
Messenger RNA from Talaromyces marneffei, 312 nucleotides. RefSeq lists its product as uncharacterized. Lineage: Eukaryota; Fungi; Ascomycota; Eurotiomycetes; Eurotiales; Trichocomaceae. The record is from RefSeq and is a predicted model, not a curated record. Gene Ontology annotation, cellular component: ribosome; cytosolic large ribosomal subunit. The transcript has 3 exons. Gene Ontology annotation, biological process: cytoplasmic translation. Gene Ontology annotation, molecular function: structural constituent of ribosome. Bases 1 to 312 code for a protein of 103 amino acids.